UUUUUUAUUUUUAUUCUUUUUUUUCUCCCCCUUCUAACAGAGACAGAUCUCAUGAAACCAGCUCAUUUUCUGGAGGGUUUUCUCCAGACAAAAAUUAUCCUUGGACAGAAAAAAGAUGGACACGUUUUAUUCUGGGGUGUUCUAAGACCAAGCAGAUUUUCAGACCAUGACCAGUUUGAAAAGGUCCCAGACUGAGAGGUCAGUUGCGAGCGGAGCUCAGCCCGCUGGGCCCGAUGGACCUCAAAAGGCCCGUUCUGAUGAUUUUUAUAUGAGACGUUUCAGGUCACAGAAUGGCAGUUUAGGUUCUUCUGCCAUGUCUCCCGUCGGGCCACCACGUAGCGAGAGCUCCCAUCAUAUAUCUGCCACUCCGGGUGUUCCCAAGAUGGGAGUAAGGGCUCGAAUUGCCGAUUGGCCUCCAAGGAAAGAAAACGUUAAAGAAAUGAGCAGAGCUAGUCAGGAUAUCGAGACCGCUAGUGUUGAUACCAUGUCGGUGAAAAGUAGCCCGAGUAGUCAAGUUAGUACAUCCAGUAUAAAUUCAAGUGAUUCCGCCAUGCUGAAGAGUAUCCAGAACACGCUGAAAAACAAAACGCGGCAGGCGGAAAGCUUAGACUCCAGGUACCUCUCUCCAGAAGGGUACACCAGUGGCAGUUCUCCUAGGAAGGUCCUUCGCAGAAUAAGGCAACGCAGUAACAGUGACAUUACAAUCAGCGAGUUUGACAUUGACAAUUUAGAAGAGUGCAUGUCUCCGACUUUCAAAUCUGGGCCAUCGUUGCAUAGGGAAUACGGCAGCACGUCGUCAAUUGACAAACAAGGAACCUCUGGGGAAAGUUUCUUCGACAUCAUAAAAGGAUACAAAAACGAGAAGUCUGAUCACCGGAGCCAUGCCCCUUCCAAGCUGAGCGAACUUCUUCUGAGCAGCGGAAACAGGGGCUCGGGGUUCUCGCUGGAUGUUAUAGAUGGCCAUAGAGACGGACACAGGGCUUUCAAAGACCGGGACAAGCCGCUCAAAAGACGCUCCAAAUCCGAGACCGGCGACUCUUCGAUUUUUCGUAAGCUGCGCAACGCAAAAGGCGAAGGAGAGCUUGGUAAAACAUGCGACAUCGACGACAGCCGUUCGGAGGACAGCAUCAGACCUUGGGCUUGCUCAAAAUGCUUUGCUCAUUACGACGUACAAAGUGUUCUGUUUGAUUUGAGCGAAGUUGUUAAUAAUCGGAAUAACGUCAACAAAAGGAGAAACACGACCACGGGCGCUUCUGCUGCGGCCGCCGCGUCUCUGGCCGCCGGGCCGUUAUCUCACUCGUCGAGCUUUAACUCUCCGACAGGUAGCACCGAGGACCUGAAUUCAAAGGAAAAUUUAAACGUGGACCAAGGUGACGACAAAAGCAAUGAUUUGGUGAUGAGCUGCCCUUACUUUCGUAAUGAGAUGGGUGGGGAGUCGGAGAGCAAAAUCAGUUUGUCAAAAUCCAAUUCCGGCUCGUUUUCCGGGUCCGAAAAUUCUUCUUUUGAGUCCACGAUGAGCUCACAUUGCGCAAACGCGGGGCUAGCCGUCCUCGAAGUCCCCAAGGAAAACCUUGUUUUGCACAUUGACCGGGCGAAAAGAUACAUUGUGGAACACGUGGACCUUGGUGCUUACUAUUUUAGGAAGUUCUUCUAUCAAAAAGAGCACUGGAACUAUUUUGGGUCGGAUGAAAAUCUAGGCCCCGUAGCUGUAAGCGUCCGAAGGGAAAAACUAGAAGACGCAAAGGAAAGCGGACCGCAGUACAAUUACCGUGUGAUCUUCAGAACCAGCGAGCUGAUGACGUUGCGAGGCUCUGUACUCGAAGAUGCCAUCCCAUCGACGGCUAAGCAUGCCACGGCCCGAGGACUGCCCCUGAAAGAGGUGCUUGAGCAUAUUGUCCCCGAGCUGAACGUGCAGUGCCUCCGCCUGGCCUUCAACACGCCAAAGGUCACCGAGCAGCUCCUGAAACUGGACGAGCAAGGGCUGAGUUACCAGUUGAAGGUGGGCAUCAUGUAUUGCAAGGCGGGCCAGAGCACAGAGGAGGAAAUGUACAACAAUGAGACGGCCGGACCAGCCUUUGAAGAGUUCCUCCAGCUCUUGGGAGAACGGGUGCGACUCAAAGGAUUCGAGAAGUACCGAGCUCAGCUGGAUACCAAAACUGAUUCGACCGGUACCCACUCCCUCUACACCACGUACAAAGACUACGAAAUAAUGUUCCAUGUUUCCACGAUGCUGCCGUACACGCCGAACAACAAGCAGCAGCUGCUGAGGAAGCGUCACAUCGGCAACGACAUUGUGACAAUAGUGUUUCAGGAGCCCGGAGCUCAGCCGUUCAGUCCCAAGAACAUCCGGUCUCAGUUUCAGCAUGUCUUCGUUAUUGUGAGGGCUCACAACCCGUGUACCGACUCGGUCUGCUACAGUGUCGCAGUCACGAGAUCCAGAGACGUUCCUGCCUUUGGGCCACCGAUCCCAAAAAGUUUUACUUUUCCAAAAUCGACAGUGUUUAGGGACUUCCUCUUAGCAAAGGUGAUUAAUGCGGAAAACGCUGCACACAAGUCGGAAAAGUUUUUAGCCAUGGCUACCAGAACCCACCAGGAAUAUCUGAAAGACCUGGCGGAGAAAAAUGUCACCAACACUUCGAUUGAUUCUUCGGGGAAGUUCCCGUUCAUCUCCUUGGCAUCCAAGAAGAAAGAGAAGUCGAAGCCGUACUCGGGGGCCGAGCUAUAUAGUCCCGGAGCCAUAGUGUGGAAUGUCCAAGUGGAGGACUUCGGCAAUGCUCUGGAGAUAGAGAGCCUGCUGUGCAUCUCUAACGAAAUACUGGCCCUGAUCGAACACGAAGCUAAAAGUGUCAUAUUUAACUGCUCGAGUCGGGACAUCAUAGGCUGGACCUCCAAUAACUCGACAAUUAAAAUUUUCUAUGAGAGAGGAGAGUGUAUUUUCAUCCGGAGUUUGAACGGUAAUGAGGACAUCAAAGAGAUUGUCAAGAGACUGGAGAUUAUUACAAAAGGAUGUGAGAGCGUGGAGAUGACUCUGAGAAGAAAUGGUCUGGGACAGCUUGGAUUCCAUGUGAAUUACGAAGGGAUUGUUGCCGAGGUGGAGCCGUACGGCUACGCUUGGCAAGCAGGCUUGAGGCAAGGAAGCCGGCUGGUGGAGAUAUGCAAAGUUGCAGUUGCCACCUUGAGCCACGAACAGAUGAUUGAUCUUCUGAGAACAUCAGUAACGGUUAAGGUGGUCAUCAUCCCGCCACACGAUGAUGGUAUUCCACGAAGAGGCUGCUCGGAAACCUACCGCAUGCCCACAGUGGAGUAUAAGAUGAACGAGGCCAUUCCAUACGAACUGAAAUUCCCAUUCAGGAACAAUAACAAAUGGCAGAGGAACGCAGCCAAAGGAGAAGCUGCUCAGCUCCGUCAAGUUCCCUCCCAGCUGCAGAGUCCGGUCUCGUCCAGGGUUUCAUCCAUGAAAGGAGAUGGGAAGAUGCAAACCCCCGAGCGUACCGCAAACAUCCCUAGAAGCAUAUCCAGUGAUGGGCGUCCGCUGGAGAGCAAGAGGUUUGCUGUUGGUCGUAGAUCGCCUGCGUCCAUCGACAGACAGAGCACCCAGACCGAUACCGCAGGCAGCGGCAAGUCCACUCCUAGCUGGCAGAGAAGUGAAGAUGGAGCUGUGGACCAAAUGGAGCCAACGUGUCACCUGCCGGCAGUGUCUAAGGUUCACCCGUCGUACCGAGACAGCCCCACCGGAAGACUCAUCCGUCAGGAUCCGGUUCUCCACCUCUCACCCCACAAGCAGGGGCAGACCGAUAGCCAUUACUCUAGUCACUCCAGUACCAACACGCUCUCCAGCAACGCGUCAAGUGCGCACAGCGAGGAGAAGUGGUAUGACAGCGGAGAGCGUCUGGAUCCUGAGCUCAACAGCUACCCCUACAUCCAAGGAACCUCCGCUGACAGCGGCAUAGACGCCACCUCUUACAAUACCAAUCACGUCAAUGCUGCCCCUGUUGGGACUUCUUCAACAUCUCCACGCUCAGGACCUCCAAAGGAGAAGGUGGCUCCUCUGUGGCACAGUGUUAGUGAUGUGGGUUUGAUGACUGACAGGGCCUGUGACAGAGACUCUCAUGGAUUAGAAGGCAAACGCGAGUCCCCUAUCACCAUGGAAAGCCUCGCCAAAGGCCAGAUCAGCUCCAAGCCAUUAACGAGAGAGAACAGCGCGUACAGUCUAAGCGACGCGGCGUCACACACUAGCACCAUGAGCUCUCGGCACUCAGCGAGUCCUGUUGUUUUCACUAGUGCCAGAAGUUCACCCAAGGAAGAAUCUCAUUCUGCCACUUCCCCACAGCUCGCCCCUUCUUUCUCCUCUUCCUCCUCCUCCUCCUCUGGUCCUAGGACUUUCUACCCUCGCCAGGGUGCUACCAGCAAGUACCUGAUUGGAUGGAAAAAACCUGAAGGGACAAUAAACUCUGUGGGCUUUAUGGACUCAAGAAAAAGGCAUCAAAUGGAUUGCACUGAGAUGCCUCCAGCAAGGUUACGUGCUUCGAUCAGAGACCUGCAGGCAUCUCCAAAGAGGCUGCCUACAGUCCAGGGCGAGUUUAAGGAACUCAUCGACCUGCAGAGCCCUCCCCACGGAUCAGACAAAGGCUUAAAGUCUCCUUUCCUCGCCACACCGACUACCAGACGAUCUCUGCACAGGACAUUAUCGGACGAAAGCCUAUAUAGCGGUCAACGUGACAUGGUCUACGUCAACACUCGCGCUUCGCUCUUGGACCAAGCGCUGCCCAACGAUGUCCUCUUCAGUAGCACCUAUCCGUCUCUGAACAAGUCCCUGGCCUUGCGCAGGCCAUCAUAUACUCUGGGUAUGAAGUCAGAUCACGGGGAGUUUUCGGCCUCCGAUACAUCGCUCACGGAUAUCCACGAUCAAAGCAGGCAACCUGUACCCAACCCUGGCCUCAUGCCCCUACCUGAUGCUGCUUCUGACCUGGAGUGGUCCAACUUGGUAGAUGCUGCUAAAGCCUUUGAAGUCCAAAGAGCCACGCUGUUUGCCCCUACUGACGAUGAACCCAGGCCGGGGAGCUCUGCCUCACUGGGGGACCCAGCCGAGGGCCAAACUGCUGUUCCAGCCAACUCGUAUUUCGGGAAAGAGUCUCCCACGACACUUGCUGCAAAAGUUGAACAGCUGGAGAAUAUGCUGAAGAUGCUUCAAUACGAUUUGAAAAAGGAAAAAGAGGACAAAGCCAAUCUCCAGGCCGAGAUACAACUCUUACGAGAAGACAAUCUGCGCUUACAAGAGGAAUCCCAGAACGCCUCGGCCAAACUAAAGAAGUUCACGGAAUGGGUUUUCAACACCAUAGACAUGAGUUAAAGGGCCGCUUUAUCCUUAGAUCGGAAAGAAGACAUGAACGUUCGCGUCUACUAUCAGUCAUUUGCAAGUAGUAGCUUUAACCGCAAAAUGUACAGAGUAAGAAGCCACAUGGGAACAAGACUCAUUUUUAUCUACGGGCGCGGAUUGAGCGUCAUCAUCGUCAUCAUCAUCAUCCUUUACUGGCGAUCUCUGCCGAAAUGUGAAUACUUCAGACUUAAACAUUGUACAGUUUACAGAGCAGCAAUUUGCCGAACCUCGCGGGAAAAUAUUAGUGUAAAAUAACAAUUCCUUUUUUUUU
Messenger RNA from Spea bombifrons (plains spadefoot toad), 5648 nucleotides. RefSeq names its product signal induced proliferation associated 1 like 1 (gene SIPA1L1). Gene Ontology annotation, cellular component: cytoplasm. NCBI's taxonomy places the organism in Eukaryota, Metazoa, Chordata, Amphibia, Anura, Pelobatidae. Bases 167 to 5350 code for a protein of 1727 amino acids. The record is from RefSeq and is a predicted model, not a curated record. The transcript has 19 exons. Gene Ontology annotation, biological process: regulation of small GTPase mediated signal transduction; activation of GTPase activity. Gene Ontology annotation, molecular function: GTPase activator activity; protein binding.